Messenger RNA from Blepharisma stoltei, 1785 nucleotides. NCBI's taxonomy places the organism in Eukaryota, Ciliophora, Heterotrichea, Heterotrichida, Blepharismidae. The record is from the annotation of a GenBank genome assembly.
AUGGGUAUUUGUAUGCAGAAACCAAAAAAGGAAUCCUCAACCAAAAAAGAGCAAUCCCCUAUGGCCACUUAUGAAACCAAAGAAAAAGAGCCAGCACAGCUCCAAAGACCUAUAAGGAAGCAGCAUGUACGGUUGUCAGUAGUGCCAUCCAAAACUCCUUUGGCAAACAUCGACUCAGACUUAUUAACAUCAGUGAAAGAAGCCAUUACAAAAUCAGAGAAGUCGCAUGGUGUCCCAGAAGAUGGGCAAAACGAAUCAUUAACGUUAGCAUUAGAUUUAUAUCGUUUAGCAUCCACUACAAGGUAGCCGUUUCCAGAGCUGCCACAAUAUUUGUCCACGUGCGGACCCAUGGACCUCUGGAUCGAUCCACUUCGUUACGCCAGGGCAUGGGCAAAUACAGCAUUCUGGCUUAGAAGGGCUGCUUGCCUCGCUUCUUUGGCUCAGCUCCUCACGUAUUCUGCUUAAGGGUCACCCUCCUCGGGUGCGCUGAGAGGUAAAACUUCGAGCCUCUUGAAGUACUUGGAGCAGCGCCUCGGCUUAUCUGCCAGAGUUAAACUGUUGUUGCUGUACAGAAGUUAUCAGAAAGAAAACCCAAUCCCAUAAAUAAAAUUUCAUGAGGGAGAGAAAAUUAGCGGAGUUAAUUUCACUUGAACCGAAUGCCAUUUUAUUUAUGGGCAAAAUGAAUCAAAAAAUUCCAGAAUUUUAGUAGCUGGCGCACCACAUGAAGGUCGGCAAAACGGAUUUGAAGAUAAGAGGAUCCGGUUUGAAGGUGAAAAUUCAAAUAUGAGCUAUGUCAGCUCCAUAGGGGUUGGGAUUGCUUGUAAAAAAGGCCUCAAAGAAGAUCCUCACAACCAAGAUGAUUUCACUGUGCUUGUUGACAAGGCGUUUCAAUUUUUCGGAGUUUUUGACGGUCAUGGGGCUUAUGGGCACGAAAUUUCGAAUUUUAUUCAUUUGCUGCUACCAAAAUUAAUUACCCUGAAAUUUAUGAAUUUAAAUUAAUUUAGUUUUAUAUGAAUUUUCAGAAAAUUCUUAUAGGUCUAGCAUAUAAAACAUGAACAAUUUGAAGAAAACAUCCAUGAAGCCAUUAUUCAGUCCUUUCUCAGAGCCAAUAGUUCUUUAGUAGAGCACUGCGACAAGCCAGAGUCUACCUACGACUGUAUGAUGUCAGGCACUACUGCUACCACUGUCCUGAUUAGAAAUGGCCACAUCUUCAUUGGCCACGUUGGCGAUUCCAGAGCUGUUUUAUGCUUAAAAAAUGGAGAAAACAUUGAAGCGAAGCGUUUAACUACUGACCACAAGCCGACCUUAGCCGGCGAGUUGCAAAGAAUUCAGGCCUGCAAUGGAGAAGUCAAGCAGCUGCCUGACGACGUUCCUCAUAGGAUCUUUAUGAAGGGAAAAGACUACCCAGGGCUUUCUACAAGCAGAGCAUUAGGCGAUGCCAUUGCACAGAUGGUGGGGGUUUCUCCACUUCCGCAAUAUGAAGAUGUACCAAUUCAAGAUAUACUGUUUACAUAAAGAAUAUUUUGAUAGGAAAAUAAAAGUAGGAGUAGAAAAUUUAUAGGAAAUUGGAAUAAUUUUGAGUAUAUUAUUAUGUGUAGCGACGGGGUCUGGGAGUUUGUAAAAGACCAAGAAGCCGCUGAUACAAUUGCGAAAUCAGGGAAAAAUGUGAGACAAGGAGCUCAGAAUCUAGCAUCUUUGGCUUGGCAAAGAUGGAUCACUAAUGAAGAAGAUGUAGUGGAUGACAUCACGGUGCUUGCAAUUCACUUGCCAAGUUUAUUGAAAUAA